This is a messenger RNA of Nerophis lumbriciformis (worm pipefish), 728 nucleotides long. RefSeq names its product histone H2B-like. Gene Ontology annotation, cellular component: nucleosome. Lineage: Eukaryota; Metazoa; Chordata; Actinopteri; Syngnathiformes; Syngnathidae. Gene Ontology annotation, molecular function: protein heterodimerization activity; DNA binding; structural constituent of chromatin. The record is from RefSeq and is a predicted model, not a curated record.
UAUAUCUCCCAAUAUGCCUGAGCCAGCCAAGUCCGCGCCCAAGAAGGGCUCCAAGAAAGCCGUCACCAAGGCCCCCGGCAAGGGCAAAGGCAAACGCAGGAAGGGAAGGAAGGAGAGCUACGCUAUCUACGUGUACAAGGUAUUGAAACAAGUGCACCCCGAUACCGGUAUCUCCUCUAAGGCCAUGAGCAUCAUGAACUCCUUCGUCAACGACAUCUUCGAGCGCAUCGCUUCUGAGUCGGCCCGCUUGGCGCAGUACAACAAGCGCUCCACCAUAACGUCCAGGGAGAUCCAGACCGCCGUGCGCCUCCUUCUUCCGGGCGAGCUGGCCAAGCAUGCCGUCUCUGAGGGCACAAAGGCCGUCACCAAGUACACCAGCUCCAAGUAAAGAUCUCUCGCUCUCAACAAACAAAAGGUUCUUUUAAGAGCCCCACACUUCAACCUUUGGAGCAAUUUUCCUAUGUUACCGAUGUAUGAAUGAUACCACUGGGUCCCAAUGUUCUUAUCAAUAAUACCGAAUUGAUAACAAUACAGUGCAAAUACACCUGCUGACCCCAAAAGGACUGAGUUUACAAAUAUCUUAAAAGAGCGGAAUAUAAUGAGAAAAGACACAUUUUUAUUAUUUAUUUCUUACACUAAUUAACUUUGAUCAUAUAUAACACAAUUCUGUGUCUUUGAUAUGUAAGUGCGAUUUUAACCUCCACAUAUUAAACUGGGCUUUCUAACAA